AUGGUUCUUAUCCACACAAGUGUUGGAUUCUUCAAACGAUUCUCGACUUCAGCGACUCCAUCAACAUCCUCUGCUUCCGAUUGGAAAACCCAACAGACUCUGUUCCGAGUAGCCACAGAAAUAUCUUCAAUUCUCUUACAACGUCGUAACUGGAUCACUCAUCUCCAAUAUGUUAAAUCCAAGCUCCCAAGGUCAACACUUACUUCACCUGUAUUCCUCCAGAUCCUCCGUGAAACUCGAAAAUGCCCUAAAACCACUCUUGAUUUCUUCGAUUUUGCCAAAACCCAUCUUCGGUUCGAGCCGGAUCUUAAGUCUCAUUGUCGAGUAAUUGAAGUUGCUGCUGAAUCAGGUCUCUUGGAACGAGCAGAAAUGCUCUUGCGUCCUCUGGUUGAAACCAAUUCUGUGUCUUUAGUUGUUGGAGAAAUGCAUCGGUGGUUUGAAGGUGAAGUUUCACUGUCUGUCUCGCUUAGCUUAGUGCUUGAGUAUUAUGCCUUAAAGGGUAGUCAUCAUAAUGGUUUGGAAGUGUUUGGUUUUAUGAGAAGAUUGAGACUUUCACCUUCUCAAAGUGCUUAUAACUCUCUUCUUGGUUCUCUGGUUAAAGAAAACCAGUUUAGAGUGGCUUUGUGUUUGUAUAGUGCCAUGGUUCGAAACGGGAUUGUCUCUGAUGAGUUGACUUGGGAUUUGAUUGCUCAGAUUUUAUGCGAACAAGGGAGAUCCAAGAGUGUUUUUAAAUUGAUGGAAACAGGUGUUGAAAGCUGCAAGAUUUACACUAAUCUUGUGGAAUGUUAUAGCAGAAAUGGAGAGUUUGAUGCUGUGUUUAGUUUAAUUCAUGAGAUGGAUGACAAGAAACUAGAGUUGAGUUUUUGUUCUUACGGUUGCGUAUUAGAUGAUGCAUGUAGAUUAGGAGAUGCUGAGUUCAUUGAUAAGGUUCUCUGUUUGAUGGUGGAGAAAAAGUUUGUUACUUUAGGUGAUUCGGCUGUGAAUGAUAAAAUCAUUGAAAGACUUUGCGAUAUGGGGAAAACGUUUGCCUCUGAGAUGCUUUUCCGUAAAGCCUGCAAUGGUGAAACAGUGAGAUUGUGGGAUUCGACAUACGGUUGUAUGUUAAAAGCACUGUCAAGAAAGAAGAGAACAAAAGAAGCUGUUGAUGUAUAUCGAAUGAUUUGUCGGAAAGGUAUUACUGUACUUGAUGAGAGUUGCUAUAUCGAAUUCGCAAAUGCCCUUUGCAGAGAUGAUAAUAGCUCAGAGGAAGAAGAGGAAUUGCUUGUAGAUGUUAUAAAGCGCGGUUUUGUUCCUUGUACACACAAGCUAUCAGAAGUUUUAGCAUCUAUGUGUAGGAAAAGAAGAUGGAAAUCCGCAGAGAAGCUUCUUGAUUCGGUUAUGGAAAUGGAGGUUUAUUUCGAUUCUUUUGCAUGUGGAUUGUUGAUGGAACGUUACUGCAGAAGCGGGAAACUAGAGAAAGCACUGGUACUACAUGAAAAGAUAAAGAAAAUGAAAGGAAGUUUAGAUGUGAAUGCUUAUAACGCGGUUCUUGAUCGGCUUAUGAUGAGGCAAAAAGAGAUGGUGGAAGAAGCAGUUGUAGUGUUUGAGUACAUGAAAGAGAUAAAUUCAGUGAACAGCAAGAGUUUUACAAUUAUGAUUCAAGGGUUGUGUCGUGUGAAGGAGAUGAAGAAAGCUAUGAGAUCCCAUGAUGAAAUGUUGAGAUUGGGUUUGAAACCUGAUUUAGUAACCUAUAAGCGUCUUAUCUUAGGUUUCAAAUGA
This is a messenger RNA of Arabidopsis thaliana (thale cress), 1758 nucleotides long. Its product is annotated as Tetratricopeptide repeat (TPR)-like superfamily protein. The transcript has a single exon. Bases 1 to 1758 code for a protein of 585 amino acids. The record is from RefSeq and is marked reviewed. NCBI's taxonomy places the organism in Eukaryota, Viridiplantae, Streptophyta, Magnoliopsida, Brassicales, Brassicaceae.